Molecule: messenger RNA, 2172 nt
Organism: Mya arenaria
Lineage: Eukaryota; Metazoa; Mollusca; Bivalvia; Myida; Myidae
Exons: 11
Coding region: 1-2064 (687 amino acids)
Source: RefSeq, a predicted model, not a curated record
AUGUCUGAUUCGGAUUUUUGUAUUGUGUGUGAUAAGGUAGUGAGGCCGCUGCAACAGGCCAUCACCUGCGAUGAAUGUGACAGAUUGCAGCACCGAGUCUGCGUUACAGAGCAACACAGCGAAUGGAUUAGGACUGAAGGUUGCGUUCGAGUGACGAACUGGACACAGGAGUUCAACCUGACCAACAACUGCCCUACAGCUUGUUUUCGAGCAUGUGGAUCCGCUGUGGCCUCUGUGGCCCUGCAGAAUGACUCAUGUCGGUGCAAUGUGUCAUCGAAGGCUGUCCUACAGAUGAACCCAGUAGUCUGUACUGGGGAUGUCCUCGCCCAUUGUGGCUGUGUGUACAAUAAUUCUGCAUCCGGUGUUCGUCGUUAUUGGUCUCUGCACCAUGUUGGUAUAUUAGAUGAUGAUCAUCUACCAAGUGGACUAAGGGCAGGUUCUCUCGCAAACAAAGGCUGUGUUUCUGUGACACUGGAACCCAGGAAGCCACCUUCCUACCAUCUGGAUAAAUGUAGUGAACAGCACCAGACCUUAUGUUAUGAACACACAUCUGGGGAAUGUUUUGCAGACAUAUUGUUAGCAUCGUGGGUUGAACGCACUUGCCACUCGUUAGUGAGCAUACCGAUUGGAGAUAUUACCCGCGUGAAUACGUGCACAGAAUUAAAUCUUAGAGGAACGUUCUGGAUGGGCCUCUCACUCCUUCUGAUGAACGACCCAGUGUACGCACCAGCUUUGCCAAUAGGGAUGCAUUCAAGUAUUGGUGAGCUGAAAGCAAGUUUUAACUUCAACAUACAAAGUGACAUUUACACAACAAUGACAAUUGAAACGAGUGAAUAUCAAACAACAGUUGUAAGAGUUACAUCUACGGAGGCAAACAUCAAAAGCAAUGAGCCUCGGACUUCCUACUCUAGUCAGUCAAUCGAUUCAAUUGAAACUGAAAUAAAGUUUUUGUCAGAGAUGGUGCAUGAUAUGUCAAAGACGGUGCAUAUUAUGACAGAUAAAUUGCCCCAUUUGUCAGAGAUGGUGCCUGAUUUGUCAGAGAUGGUGCCUUAUAUGUCAGAGAAUGUCACUGGUCUGUCAGAGAAGGUCCCUGGUAUGUCAGAGAAGGUCCCUGGUAUGUCAGAGAUGGUCCCUGGUAUGUCAGAGAAGGUCCCUGGUAUGUCAGAGAUGGUCCCUGGUAUGUCAGAGAAGGUCCCUGGUAUGUCAGAGAUGGUCCCUGGUAUGUCAGAGAUGGGCACUGGUAUGUCAGAGAAGGUCCCUGGUAUGUCAGAGAUGGUCCCUGGUAUGUCAGAGAUGGUGCCUGAUAUGUCAGAGUUGGUCCCUGGUAUGUCAAAGUCGGUACACAGCGUUACUUCACGUAAUCAUCAUAAUUUUCACGAAUCUUCUUUGAUAUCACCUACUACCAGCUCUCAUGUUGUGACCGAACGUUCAGAUAUAUUCGACUCAAGCCAAACAUUCAACCGCGAAACGGCUGGCUCAGAGAUACCAAAGGCGGAUGCUUUGCAUGGAAAUACAAACUCCGGUCUACAACAACUUGUUAUCGCUAUUUGCGUGCUCACAUCUCUUUUGGUCCUGGUAGCCAUCGUUGGUAUGGUAUGUCUGCUCAGGAAAUUGUCUGAAAUACACAAGGAUAUGAUCACACUCUCCAAGAGCCGACGCUUUAACAACACAUUAACCGCUGCGGAAGAUCAAGCGAACGAAUCUGUGACGAAUGCUCGGACACGCCGUGCCCGAUAUGUCCGGAACUUGGAUGAUAUUUCGCCGGAAGGCAUUCAGGACGGUAGAAAUGGUGACGCUUAUCACUUUGAACACACGCGGGAUCAGCAAUUGAACGAGUAUGGUCCCCAGAUGGAUUACUUCCACUCUCAAAAUGACCCUCAACAUUCACGUUACAGUCCUGAACCAUGGCCACAGUUUUCCAGAACUCACAGAGCUAACACUAGAUCGUACGGCGAUCAUUCGCAGUAUAUGUACUCGGGGGGACGGGAUUAUAACUACGGGUAUAGAAGUAACCAAGCCAAUCACAACCCUCUCUACAACCAAGACAAGAUCAAGGAAUGGUAAAGGGAGGAUAACUAAAACGAUGCAGCGCUAGAAUAUCUUUAGUACUUUCCAAGAUAUGAACCGGACAAACUCAAAUUUACAAAAACUAUCAGAUAAGGGUAGUUUUAG